Molecule: messenger RNA, 2976 nt
Organism: Aspergillus puulaauensis
Lineage: Eukaryota; Fungi; Ascomycota; Eurotiomycetes; Eurotiales; Aspergillaceae
Exons: 3
Coding region: 1-2976 (991 amino acids)
Molecular function (GO): protein binding
Source: RefSeq, a predicted model, not a curated record
AUGGGCGGCUACGACAAUGGUUGCGCUAUUUGCGGCGCUAAGGUAGAACAGCUAAUCUACGAUGACGAUGAUGGUGACAAUGUUGCCCACGACGAUGUCGAUAAUAAUGUCGAUGAAGAGAGCGACGAUGUUAAUGAAGAGGAAAACGAUGACGACGAAGGUGACGACCAAGACAAUGAUGAAGACGACAAUGAAAACAACGACGAUAAUGAGGAUAGCAACAACAACGACCAGGGAUACGACGAAUCGCUCAUCAAACUCAAAGACGUCCUCUGGAUGAAGGAUGUCCGAGUCAUGAGCGAGAACCGCGAAGCCCUGUCCAUGAACAAAGUAUUUAUCUCCGGGCUUGCGCAGUACGAUGACUGGGGAUUCUUCGAUGUGGAGCCUGGAAAUCAUCCCAACUUUCCAACACGAGAGCAGAUGGACUAUGACCGGGAUGGUAAAGUCAAUCUCAGAUGCUAUGACUGGGGUACAGACCACGCAUUCGCAGUUGCGUUCCAUGCCCCAUGUCUCCGCAUCCUCGAGGAAUUCGUGUCAAUGCAGCUCAAAGCGGGAAAGAUCAUUGACGAGGAGAUCCUGUAUCAGACGUUCAAAGACUUCGUAAGUGAGGGCGACGACUUCGCACAAUGCCUGACCAAGAUUGACUACGGCAUCGACACUACGCAGCAGUACUGGGAACCGAACCGUGGCGAGGAGUAUUGUGUGAUGAACCCCAUGGAUAUCCCACAGUUGCAGGAUUAUUAUGACGAGCUGCCAUUUCUGCAGGACGUAGACAUGGACACAAAGACCCAUAGGGAUGUCAGCGCCGCGCAGCUAUCCAACGACCCCCUGGCAAGACUACCCCCAGAGCUGCUGUUUGCAAUCCUAAUAACCUUGCCAAUGGCCUCUGUCAACUCCCUCCGAGCUGCCAGCCCAGCCGUCGCCCGGUUAGAGCUGAACAACGGCUUCUGGAAACAAAAGCUUCGAUAUGACAUGCCGUGGCUAUUCGACCUACCUGACGAUGGGGAUGAAGAGCUGGACUGGGCCAAAUGCUACGCGGACCUACGCGCCCGCAGCCAAAAUGGCAGUCCUGCUCAGAUUCGAGCAUUGGUCAACCGGCGAAGAAUAUGGGGGGUCUGUGAGCAGUUCGCUCCUUCAUAUUGCAGGAGGAAGGCUGUCAAGGAUGAGGAACGCAGUAGAUCACAGGGGUCGUUACUGAGCCAAGCUACAUCAACCCCAAUACGACGCCUUACUUCGCCACAAGCAAAAACCGACUCUUUGGCCCUAGCGUUGCUCAGGUCUUUGUCGGAUCUCGAUCAUGAACUUCCCACUCUGUCUGUGUUCUGGACCACAAAAGGGGCUCUGUCGGGAUUCGGCGUUCAACGGGCAAAUAUGGACACUAUCGGGAGCCCUGAGAAGUUCGCUAUACGCGACGAGGUAAAAGUUGAAAAGAAUGACUGGAUAAGAGGGUUCAUUGUGACUUCAACAAAGGCUGAUGGAGACGCUGCCCGAAGAAAAGUUGUCGGACUCAAGGUUCUCUUCAUACACGGAGAGCCCAUCCAGCUAGGGCAAAGCAACGGAGACCACAUACUUAUCCACACUGAAACCGAUCGCGUCUUGGCCGGACUACUCGCGCAGUGGUCGCCAGGGAACCCUAUAUCAGGGCUUUCACUGCUCCAUGUUCCUGUCUCCAAGGGCUUUCCCCAUGCAGCAGAACUAGCCAAAGCACAAGCAGGCAAACCAGAAUCCGCCACAGGAAGCGGCUCUAGGCUGUGGAGAGACCAUCUACCACCACCGGAGAUGACCCUUUCAGAGGAGAGACUCGGCUACUGGUCAUUGGACUUCAAGGGCGACAUGGUACCAAUGGAAGCACUUGUGUUCGGACAGGACGAGGACGAACUCGCAGCCAUCACAGAGGUUGCAGGGGAUGUCCAGUUUGGUGCCUUCGAAAUCCGCUAUACCAACAAACCAACCAAAACGAUCGGUCCACGCCCACUAACCAUGAAAUCACUUCCCAUUGACGGACCCGGCGGAGAACGCAUUGUCGCUGUCGGCUUAACCGUCGGGCAUAUCACGACCAGCAUCCGGUUCAUCACGAACUACAACCGCCAGCUCGUCCUCGGGAGUUGCCAGCCCAACCAUCGCUCCGAGACUAUAUAUGGCUCGACGGAAGAAAAGCCCUUCCGCGGCAUCUACUGCAACUGGUCCUUGCGUUCCUCGCCGAAGGCGAGUCUCCAAUGUAUCGCCGGCUUGUUUUCUCCAUCUCCUGAAGUAUCGGCAGGGGAGCUACCAGCAGGACCCCAGGACACCACAUCCGAUGAUGGCCCGCACUGGUGGGAGCCAUGUCCUCCACCUGCCGGUUGGACCGCCGUAGGACCUAUAUAUGGAGCCCACGAAACACCCUAUAAUCCCCUGCGUCCGGGCGUGUCCUAUCCAACCACCAGUGCAGUCGUGGCUUGGGUCGACUGUACCCGGCCGGUCCGUAAAGUCCAGCUUAACGUCGCGCACAGAACAUCGAACCUCCCCUUUACACCCACUAGUCUGAUCCUGGAGUACACAGACGGGUCAAUAAGCAGCAUCGGACCAAUCCGUCUCGCCUCCCCACCGGAUACCGACGGCGAGAACGGUUUCCCCUGGUGCUGGUGCAGCUACGAUAUCAAACUGCCGGAAUCUGAGUCCCCUCUCGGGAAGAUACCACACUAUUCCGCAGCGGACGAGUGGAGCAUUGAAGGUGGAGCGGUGCUAGAUUCCUGUCGCCUGUGGGUGGAUGAUGAUGGUCCAUUACGCGGUAUUCAGUUUGUUUCUACCGACGGUGGUGAGAGUCCGCGUUGGGGUGUCUGUGAUGGCGAGCCUGCGGUGAUUGGAUUUGGUAGGCAGUCUGACAGUGAAGCUGGGAAUAGGGCGGUUGGAUUGAAGGUGUUUUUGGAUAGUAAUCAGAGGCCGGUUACCUAUCCGGAUACUGUUAUUGUUGGGAUCCAGGCUUUGGCUGAGUCUUAG